Messenger RNA from Cucumis melo (muskmelon), 4899 nucleotides. Its product is annotated as translocase of chloroplast 159, chloroplastic-like. The record is from RefSeq and is a predicted model, not a curated record. The coding region runs from base 259 to 4647 and encodes 1462 amino acids. NCBI's taxonomy places the organism in Eukaryota, Viridiplantae, Streptophyta, Magnoliopsida, Cucurbitales, Cucurbitaceae. Gene Ontology annotation, molecular function: GTPase activity; GTP binding. Gene Ontology annotation, biological process: protein targeting to chloroplast. The transcript has 2 exons. Gene Ontology annotation, cellular component: chloroplast outer membrane.
AAAAAAAUCUUGUUCGUCGACUCCUCAAAAACCCCAGCGUGUAGCGGUUGUGAGAGAAGGAGAGCUCGUUUCCAUCACGAUAAAACCUUAUCUUUCUCCAUUCUUCUAUCUUCUCUUCCGGAGCUCUCUCCAUUUCUCAGCCGCUCCCCACAAUUUCCUCUAAACACACACAUACACGACUAUUUUUCCAUUCAAAUUCCUUCACUUCGUUUUCCAUUUUCCUUUUCUUUACCCCACCCACUCACCCACCUCUCGUCGAUGGACUCCAUGGACUUGGCCCAACAACCGUCGCAACAGAAUUCAGUCUCCUCAGGUUCUUCUUCCACUUCCUCCUCCUCUUUUACGUCUUCUACCGUUGAUUCCCAUGUCGAUACUCCCUCUCUCGAUGAACCUGAGAUGGGGGUUGCUGAAAUUAAAACUAGUGUAGUUGCCGAUGGGGGUGGUAGUGAUGGUGCUGGUUCCGAAACUGAAGGGUUUUUGAGUGGGGAGGAGGAAUUUGAGUCUGCUUCAGAUAGACCAAUUGUGGGUUAUCCAGAGGAAGAGUCCCUCGGGAAGUCCGCCCAAGGGGCUGAUACUGGUACUUCUUUUGUGGGUUAUUCUCAACUUUCUGCUCCGGUUAGUGUUAGGCCAAUUGCGAAGGUUUCUGUUGAUAGUGACGUUGAGGAGGAGGAUGAGGAGGAGGAGGAGGAGGAGGAUGACCUUCAGGUGGAUGAGAACUUGAGGGGAAAGGAGGAAAUUGAGGAUAAAGUGGGUGGAGAAGAUGUUUUUGUUGAGAGUAAGAAGGGGAAGGAAGUUGAGGUUCCAGUGGAAAAGGAGGAGACUAUUGUUGUAUCUGAUGGAAACAAGAAUUUGGAUGAUGUGGUGAAUGAUGAUGAUGAUGCCAGUCAAGUGCAGGAAAGAACAAUUGAGUUGUCGGGGAACUCAAAAGAGGGCAAUGUGCCUGAAAGCUUAGUAGCUGAAGAUGUUGGCUCUGUGCCCGAGGAAUCUGUUGAUGGUGGGAAGCAGGUGUCAGAAGGGGAUGAAUUGAAUGAUGUGACAGUUAAACAGUCACAAAAUGAGGCUUCAGAUGGAAAAAAAGAAGCAGAGUUGGAUAAAGAAACUCUGGCGUCUGGGAAGCAGGCUGGUAAAGGGAUUGACUUGAGUGAGAAGGUGGUUGCUGAGGAUGUAGAGCAAUUGAAAGAACAGGAAACACCUGGUUCUUCUUCUGACGAGAAAGCUGUUUUGGGAGACCAAGCAAGCUCUAAGCUUGUGAAACUAGCAGAUGAAAAACAAGAAGAGGAGACCUCUGCGGCUGAGAAGCAGGUAGAUGUGGAGGUCAAAUUGAAUGACACGGUGGCUGCUGCUGAAGAUGGAGAGCAGUUAAAAAAUUUAGAAACUGAUUCUCCUGUUGACGACAAAAUUGUUCUAGCUGAUGACGAAAACUCUAAGGUUUUAGAACCAGCAGAUGGAGGACAAGAAGCAGAAAUGGAUGAAGGAAGCCCCGUGGCUGAAAUGCAAGCAGAUGGGGAAAUUAGAUUGAAGGGCAAGGUGGAUGCUGAAGAUGGAGAAUUGUUAAUCAAAUUGGAACCUGUUUCUUUUGCUAACAACAAAGCGGAUGAAUUUACUGCUUCAGCUUUAGAUGACAAAACCUUGCAUGAAAGUUCACAGGUAUCAGCAACAGAUGUUGUAGGUAAUCCAGAGGAAAUAAAGGACUUGGAAAAUAAGGAAACUGCAGAUUUGGCGCAUGGGGCUACCAAAUUGGACAAUGGGUUUGAUAAUGUUGGGCAUGAGGUGAAUGAAGAAACAGAAACUGUGACUCUUGCUGAUUCUCCAAGUAAGGCAGGGAAUGAAAAAGACUCUAAAGAUGAUUCUAAAAUAAGAGAGGAUGUGCCUGGUGAUGUUGAACCUGAACCGUCUCAGGAGGAUAGAUCCUUGGUUAAAGAAAGCAUCCCAGAUAAUGCUUCAGUGAAAGAUAGUGGAAUUUCUGAUGCUCCUAAGUUACUUGAACCAGUUUUGAGUGAAGUAGAUGGUGAAAAGCAUCCUUUAGAUGAAGAAGGUGAUAUUGAGGGUUCUGGUACAGAUGGAGAGACUGAAGGUGAGAUAUUUGGUAGCUCUGAAGCUGCUAGAGAAUUCUUGCAGGAAUUGGAGAGAGCCUCAGGAGCUGGUUCCCAUUCUGGUGCAGAGAGUUCGAUUGAUCAUUCACAGAGAAUAGAUGGCCAGAUUGUCACAGAUUCGGAUGAAGCAGAUACGGAUGAUGAAGGUGAUGGAAAGGAGUUAUUUGAUUCUGCUGCUUUGGCAGCACUUCUGAAAGCAGCUAGGGAUGCUGGCUCAGAUGGUGGCCCUAUCACUGUGACAACUCAGGAUGGCUCCCGGCUUUUUUCCAUUGAACGUCCUGCUGGUCUUGGAUCCUCACUUAUAUCUGGAAAAAAUGCUUCCCGCCCAAGCCGUCCUCUCACUUUUGCCUCAUCGAAUUCUAGAGUGGGGGAUGAUGCUGAAAAUAAAUUGAGCGAAGAGGAGAAAACUAAACUACAGAAGUUACAGCAGAUAAGGGUGAAAUUUUUAAGGCUUGUUCAGAGACUAGGUGUCUCUCCAGAUGAUUCAUUGGUAGCACAGGUUCUAUAUCGUUUUGGGCUUGUAGCUGGUAGGUCUACUGGUCAGCUAUUUAGCUUCGACAAUGCAAAAAAUACAGCUAUUCAGCUUGAAGCGGAAGGAAAAGAAGAUUUAGACUUCUCAUUGAACAUACUUGUUCUUGGGAAAUCAGGUGUGGGAAAGAGUGCAACUAUAAAUUCAAUUUUUGGGGAAGAUAAAACUCCAAUCCAUGCAUUUGGGCCUGGUACAACUACAGUGAAAGAAAUUAUUGGGACAGUAGAAGGUGUUAAGAUCAGGGUUUUUGAUUCACCUGGUCUUAGGUCCUCUUCAUCUGAACGUAGAAUCAACAACAGAAUUUUAUCCUCAAUUAAGAAUGUAAUGAAGAAGUACCCUCCUGAUAUUGUUCUUUAUGUGGACCGGCUGGAUAACCAAACCAGAGAUCUUAAUGAUCUGCUGUUGUUAAGAUCAGUAUCCAGCUCCCUUGGUUCUUCCAUCUGGAAAAAUGCCAUCAUCACACUCACUCAUGCUGCCUCUGCUCCACCUGAUGGUCCAUCUGGUUCCCCUUUGGGUUAUGAGGUCUUUGUUGCUCAACGUUCUCAUGUUCUUCAGCAAACUGUUGCUCAAGCUGUUGGUGAUCUGCGCAUCCUAAAUCCAACUUUAAUGAACCCGGUUUCUCUUGUUGAAAAUCAUCCCUCUUGUAGAAAGAACAGAGAUGGCCAGAAGGUGCUUCCUAAUGGUCAAAGUUGGAGGCCCCAGCUUUUACUUUUAUGCUUCUCUAUUAAAAUCCUGGCUGAAGUAGGAAGUCUUUCAAAAGCUCCAGAGACAUUUGACCACAGGAAGAUUUUUGGUCUCCGUGGCCGUUCACCUCCUCUUCCAUAUUUAUUGUCCGGUUUGUUGCAGUCCCGCACACACCCAAAGCUGGCAUCAGAUCAAAAUGGUGAUAAUGGUGAUUCUGAUAUUGAUUUGGCCGACUUGUCCGAUUCAGAUCAAGAAGAGGAGGAAGAUGACUAUGACCAGCUCCCUCCGUUCAAGCCCCUCAGAAAAUCUCAGAUUUCUAAGCUUAGCAAAGAGCAAAAAAAGGCGUACUUUGAGGAGUAUGAUUAUCGGGUGAAGCUGCUCCAGAAAAAGCAGUGGAAAGAGGAAUUAAAAAGAAUGAGAGAUAUCAAGAAGAAGGGUCAACCUCCUGUGAAUGAUUAUGGGUACAUGGGGGAGGAUGACCAAGAAAAUGGUAGUCCAGCGGCUGUACAGGUUCCUCUACCUGACAUGGCCCUUCCUCCUUCAUUUGAUGGUGAUAAUCCAGCUUACAGAUUUCGGUUCUUGGAGCCAACUUCUCAGUUCCUGGCGAGGCCGGUCUUGGACACCCAUGGUUGGGACCAUGACUGUGGAUAUGAUGGUGUGAAUCUUGAACACAGUAUGGCCAUUAUUAAUCGGUUUCCUGCUGCUGUUGCCGUUCAAAUUACAAAGGACAAAAAAGAAUUCAAUAUCCACUUGGAUUCCUCAGUUUCUGCCAAGCAUGGAGAAAAUGGUUCUACUAUGGCAGGUUUUGACAUUCAAAAUAUUGGUAGGCAGCUUGCCUACAUCCUUAGAGGAGAGACGAAAUUCAAAAAUUUCAGAAAGAACAAGACAGCUGCUGGGGUAUCAGUGACAUUCUUGGGAGAGAAUGUGUGCCCAGGACUUAAACUCGAGGAUCAGAUUACACUAGGGAAGCGAGUUGUAGUGGUUGGUAGCACUGGCACUGUUCGAUCUCAGAAUGAUACUGCAUUUGGUGCCAAUCUGGAAAUACGGCUAAGGGAGGCAGACUUCCCAAUUGGACAAGAUCAAUCAUCACUUGGUUUAUCUCUUGUAAAAUGGAGAGGAGACACAGCUUUGGGGGCGAACUUUCAGUCACAGUUUUCAGUUGGACGAAGUUACAAAAUGGCGGUGCGUGCAGGAAUCAACAACAAACUAAGUGGGCAGAUCUCUGUCAGAACAAGCAGUUCUGACCAACUUCAGAUUGCUCUUAUUGCUCUCCUUCCAGUUGCCAGGGCUAUUUACAACAGCCUACGUCCUGGAGUUGCUGAAAAUUAUUCAACCUAUUAGGAAUGGUAGAACAAUAGAGGGGGUUUUCAAAGAGAUCUUAUUCCUUCAUCCAACUCAUGAGUUUUUAGGUUUUCUACAAUGAGGCCUCGUAUUCUGAAUGACAUUUUUGUCCUUGAUUUACUUUCAUUAAUCUAUCCUCCUUUCUCUCAAUUUUAAUUCUAUAUCUAAUGAUGAUUAGCAUGAAAUUAGUGUAUUAAUUAAAUUAGCUAAUAAAGAACUGUAAUGAUGUCAAUUCAUUUCUAUAUUUACUUC